Messenger RNA from Pichia kudriavzevii, 2295 nucleotides. RefSeq lists its product as uncharacterized. Lineage: Eukaryota; Fungi; Ascomycota; Pichiomycetes; Pichiales; Pichiaceae. The transcript has a single exon. The record is from RefSeq and is a predicted model, not a curated record. The coding region runs from base 1 to 2295 and encodes 764 amino acids.
AUGGACCCCCUACCUGCAUACAAUGUUUCUCGUCAGAAUAAGAGUAAGUUGCGACUUUACAGAAAUCCAACGGACCUUGGCGAUGCCGCCCCGGUGACUCUACCUAACCCCCGCAACAUGCCAGACGAAUCUAUGCAACGUGCUUCAACAUUACCCGUGACUAAAUCAGAAUCUCCGUCGGCUUCAAUAUACUCAGACAUACAGUACUUUGAUUCUGGAGAUGACUCUAAACUUAAGAAACAAGCCAAACAGAAGAAGAAUAAGUUGUUGAGAUUUACCAAGAAAGCAGGCAAAUUUGCCAGUGACAUUGCCUUUGGUUCUGCCAUGGAGGACGACACGGGGUACAUAACACAUCCAUUUAUCCCGCACGUUGGUGGCCAUGGCUUUAAGUCAUCGAAACCGACUUUGAAACCACAACUUGAAGAAGAAUACCAAAAAAAAUUACAUAAUAUUAGAUCUCAGACAGAAUCCCAUGGAAUGAUGUAUUAUCAUGAUUACCUCCGUUUUUUCCUUAAGUAUAUGGAUGAAAGUGAACCAAACGAUCCAUGUAAUUAUGCUAUAACCAGAAACUCUCUCUGGUGGGAUUGGCUACAGAGCUACCUGAAGGAGGUAUUAAGGACUCUACAAACUCGACAAAGGGCAAUAGAUGCAAAGAAACUUGAAGACGGAAACAGUGAAACAACAGCAACAAUAGAAUCACCUGAUCGAAACCUAAAGAGAUCGCAAACAUCGUCGUCCUCACUUUCGUCAUCUUCACAUCAAGUAGAGAUUGAAGAAUUACGUAAAAAGCUCAAGAGUCUUCCAACAAUCGAAGAGAUCGAAGCAGAGAUUUUUCAAGAUAGACGUAUAGUACUUCUCUUGUUAUGGCAUAAUCAAAUACUGGAUAAAUUGUCAUUGAGAACAUCAACCUUAUCCAAGAUACUCAAAAGAUACCCCAAGGAUUCAGAAAUCUGCGUCAUUACAACCAAUAAGCUCAAAUCAUUUAGGGCAUCUCCCAAAGCCAAGCUCCGAAAACUUUUCAAAAAUCACAUACUACCCGCUUAUCUUGAACUGAUUGACGGUUGGAAUAUUCGUCAUGACUUCCCAGAUUAUAGAACCAAUAUGGUGUCUUUAACGGAUCGGUUUCAAUCUAUCCUUGAUCUGAAAUCAACAGGUUAUCUACCUGAAAAAUUAGUAGGUGAGAACCCACACUUUUGUGAUUACUCCUUCCUUUCAGAAGAAUUUGUCAACUCUAAAAUGGAUAAAAGGGAACGCACAUUUCUAUCAAAGUAUUCUUCUUUCACUGCACCGUCGAUGGAACGAUUGCCAUUGAAGGAUGAAUCGCAAAGCUUGAUAUUUGCUCCUGAUUUCUCACGUUUAGUACUAACCAAAUCAGAUGUCGAUGCUGGUCUCAUUGAAUUUGACAGAGUUUUGAAACCAGGAGGUUCAAUAUCCCUUAUUAUGUUUGAUUCGUUGUCAUAUACUCAUACGCCAAAUGUUGAUAAUGAAGUGACGCUUGCGCAGUACAUCCAAAUCUAUAUUAAUCAAUGUAUUACCAAGCUUUCAAAAUUACCAAAGAUAUCGGAGUAUAUUUUAAGUUCCUUGCAGUCUCACAACUUUAAGAACGUCAAGUUCGUUAAGUUGGGUAUACCAGCAAUUGGGACAUUUACUGACGACUUUGAUAAAGAGAAAUUAGAUAAUUCGAGAAUUACUGGUCAAAAGCAACCGUCCAAUUCAAUGAAAAACAGACCACACGUCUUGUCCUCAACAUCGACUCUGAAGCCCGCUGGAACUUCGGUUUCCACAAAUUCAACAGAUCUAUUUGAUUACCACGAGAAUUAUGACCCAGCCAGAGUUGAGGACACAUUACCCAAUAUAUCAGACCAGCCAAUAGCAAGUGUCUAUUCGAUGUAUUCAUCAUUCAUCGAGUUUUUAAGAGUUUCGCAAUUGGUUGAUUUGCACUCGUGGAUGAACGAUCCCGUCGAAGGAAAAGUGAGGUCAAGUACCAUGAAUGGAGUUGCUGCUGUCUCGGAUAUAACUGCUACCAUUUUGGAGAUGUGGUUGGACUGGAAGUUGAACAAUUUUAAUGGUCAGUUUGUCAAAGAAAUUAUUGUUGAACGAUUGAUAGACAGUGUCGAUAAGGACGGGUAUGAUGGCGAACUAGGUGUUCGUAUAUUGAACACAGAUGGAAAUUUCUGGUGUAACCCGCAAAAUGGCGAAGUCUCGGCCUGGUAUGACUCCCAUCACGGUGAGUUCAAUGAUGGAUUUGUUUUGGGUCUCGAUUCCGUAUUCCUAGUAACGGCCGAGAAGCUCUAA